CUUUUUUUUUCAAAACAAAUCUAGGUUCGUCGUAACUUAUCGGUAGAUAAUUGAGAAAACCAAUUGCCGAAAGUCGUAUAGCUAUUAUAGAUACGUAUUUGUUUCUUCAUUUGCAAGCCUUAUUUAGAAAUUUUGUUUAUUAUGCCCGUUCGAAUAUAUCGAUGCCAGCUCCAACAUGACUUGAAAAAAAUAUAAUUAUGGAAGUACUCACAGCUGUCAAAUGUGUUGACGUAGUCAGGAAGCCUAAUAACCAUGAAGCUGUACCGAUUUAAAUAGCACCACCACUCAAUGGACUGGUAACUUACACUUUUAACUGAAGGAAGAGAGGUCUACUUUACUUGGUAACAUAUUAUGAAGUUAAAUAUAAAAUUAUGUAUUGUAAUUGGUAUUUUGUGUAUGAUAUGGGUGACGUUGGUGAAAUCAGACGUUCCCUGCGCGGCUCGGUCGGUCGCUAACAGGUCCGUGCUGUGUGUCUGCACCAAGGACUACUGCGAUACUGUCACCAGAGAUGUGCCAGUUACCGGGAAGUAUGUCUCCUAUGUGUCCUCUGAGGAUGGACAUCGGUUUAAUAAAAGUACUGCAGAUUUACAGUCUUUUGAUCCUACGUCCAGCAGUGCAACGUUAAUUUUAGACCCUGACACUAAAUACCAAACUAUAAAUGGUUUCGGUGGAGCCGUCACGGACUCGGCUGCUAUCAACUGGAAGAAUCUGUCAGACCCAACGCUAAUGCAGCACUUGAUAGACUCUUACUGCAGCGACUCGGGAAUCCAAUACAGCAUGUUACGUGUUCCUGUCGGUGGAACGGACUUCUCCAUUAGAGGGUACGCAUACAAUGAGCUGCCGGUCGACGACGCGUCGCUGUCUAACUUCACACUGUCUUACGAAGACUAUGAAUACAAGAUUCCGAUGAUCAAAGCUUGUAUGGCAGUUGCAAGUACUCCGGUACAGAUUGUGAGUGCGACCUGGUCUCCACCGCCGUGGAUGAAGACCAACAACGCCCUCCGAGGGUACAGCCGGCUAAAGAAGGAGUACCUUCAGACCUACGUGGACUACCAUUACAAGUUCAUGGAGAAGUAUGCCGCGGAGAAUAUUUCUGUUUGGAGUCUGUCUAUCUCCAACGAGCCCAUUGACGGUACAUCCGGGUACGACACCAUAAACACUUUAGGGUGGUCAUUAGACUAUAUGGCGGAAGUUGCACAACGCAUGGCCACCACAUUCCGUAACUCCACAUUCAAAGAUGUGAAGAUCCUGGCUGCUGAUGAUCAGCGUUACACUCUCCCUCUUUUUUGGACUACGUUAAUUGCUUCAUAUCCUGAAGUGGUGGAUUACUUCGACGGAGUUGCGAUUCAUUGGUACUUAAACAAGAUCAUUCCUGCUUCUUCUGUAACUGCCACUAUGAAAGACUAUCCGGACAAAUUUGUUAUCUCUACUGAAGCUUGUACUGGCGCCCAAGGACCGGAUACUGAUAAUGUAGAUCUAGGCUCUUGGUCAAGGGCUGAAGAAUACGUCGUUGAUAUUUUGGAGAACCUCAAUACUAAUUUGAUUGGGUGGAUCGACUGGAACUUAUGCCUGAACGGACACUUCUCCAAGUUCAUUCCUCGAGGCUCGCAGAGGAUCAAUGUGUCUGUGACGGGACAGACGAACAUACAGAAUGUGGCCUUCGUGACGCCCAGUGAUACUGUCAUUGUGGUGCUGUAUAAUGAUGGAGCAGAAACAAAAAUCAAAAUUACCUUAGGAGACAAAGAAGCUAGGAUUAAGGUUGAAGCUAAAUCAUUUACGACUAUCGAGAUGCAGAACCAAUAAGAACCGAACAAAUAAACGAUUCAGCCUUU
Trichoplusia ni (cabbage looper) is the source of this 1832-nucleotide messenger RNA. Its product is annotated as glucosylceramidase-like. The transcript is spliced from 12 exons. Gene Ontology annotation, molecular function: glucosylceramidase activity. Gene Ontology annotation, biological process: glucosylceramide catabolic process. The record is from RefSeq and is a predicted model, not a curated record. The coding region runs from base 352 to 1803 and encodes 483 amino acids. Lineage: Eukaryota; Metazoa; Arthropoda; Insecta; Lepidoptera; Noctuidae.